AUGUUAAAAAAAGCUUCAAAAAUUAUAGAUCGCGUCAUUGUAUACAGAGGUGGUGUUGGUGAUGUGCAAAUUGACACUGUUGCUAAAUAUAAAGUAAAACAAUUAUUAGGGACAUUUAAAUAUAUGGAACUGACUUAUUAACCAAGAUUAAUUGUAAUAGUAGUUCAAAAACGUAUUAAGACAUGGCUAUUUUCUAUAAAACUAGAGAAUCCUUAAUCAGGAACAACUGUAGAUUCAUAUAUAACGAAACCUGCUGUUUAUGAUUUUUUCUUAGUACCACAGAACAUUUGUGAAUGUACAGUAUCACCAACUCACUAUAUUGUUGUUUAUAACAAUAAAAAUAUGAAAGCUGAACAUAUACAAUGAUUAAUGUACAAGAUUAGUCAAUUGUACUACAAUUGGGCUAGUACUAUAAAAGUUUCUGCUCCUUGUCAAUAUGCACAUAUACUUGCCUCUCUUGUUGGGCAACAUUUACAAUUAGAACCACAUCAAUCACUUACUGAUAUGUUAUAUUAUUGGAUGUGUGCAAAAGUUUUGGUGGAUUUUGCUAUAAAUGAAUAG
This is a messenger RNA of Habropoda laboriosa, 561 nucleotides long. Its product is annotated as piwi-like protein 1. Gene Ontology annotation, cellular component: P granule. Lineage: Eukaryota; Metazoa; Arthropoda; Insecta; Hymenoptera; Apidae. The transcript has 3 exons. Gene Ontology annotation, molecular function: piRNA binding. Gene Ontology annotation, biological process: regulatory ncRNA-mediated gene silencing. The record is from RefSeq and is a predicted model, not a curated record.